CCGAAGAAAUGAAACCCUAAUCGACGGGCAUUCUCUAUAUAAACCAUUCAGAGCUUUAUAGAUAUAUCGUCGAAGGUGGGGACGGCCAAAGGGAAACCCUAGUAACUGUAUAAGCAGAAAUGGCGGUGCCUUUGCUGUCGAAGAAGAUCGUGAAGAAGAGGACCCAGAAGUUCAAGAGGCCUCAAAGUGAUCGAAAGAUCUCCGUCAAGGAAAGCUGGAGAAGGCCAAAGGGUAUUGAUUCCAGAGUUCGAAGAAAGUUCAAAGGAUGUACGUUGAUGCCAAAUAUUGGUUAUGGCACCGACAAAAAGACCCGCCACUACUUGCCUAAUGGGUUUAAGAAGUUCGUUGUUCACAAUGUCAAGGAGCUCGAAAUCUUGAUGAUGCACAAUAGGACCUACUGUGCCGAGAUUGCCCACGAUGUUUCCACAAAGAAGAGGAAAGAGAUUGUUGAGAGGGCAGCUCAACUUGAUGUGGUAGUCACCAACAAGCUCGCUAGGUUACGCAGCCAAGAGGAUGAAUAAGCAAUUUACAUCCUUUAUUGCUUUGCUGCUCUCGUCGUGUUUUGUAGUGAAGAUUUGGUUAAUAUAUAUUUUUGGUUCAAGAGAUUUUGAUAUUUAUUGAGUUCUGAAGCUUACAAUUGCAACAUUAACCUUAUAUUUGGGAACCAUAGACUUUGUGGUGUUAAAUUAUCCUAUCUGAGUAACGAAACACAUUGCUUGGUUUGGCGCACUCCACAGGCUCUAUUUUCAAAUUUUAAUACAAUUGUUUAUAGU
Molecule: messenger RNA, 773 nt
Organism: Cucurbita moschata (crookneck pumpkin)
Lineage: Eukaryota; Viridiplantae; Streptophyta; Magnoliopsida; Cucurbitales; Cucurbitaceae
Product: 60S ribosomal protein L32-1
Exons: 4
Coding region: 120-521 (133 amino acids)
Biological process (GO): translation
Cellular component (GO): ribosome; cytosolic large ribosomal subunit
Molecular function (GO): structural constituent of ribosome
Source: RefSeq, a predicted model, not a curated record